Molecule: messenger RNA, 5485 nt
Organism: Porites lobata
Lineage: Eukaryota; Metazoa; Cnidaria; Anthozoa; Scleractinia; Poritidae
Source: the annotation of a GenBank genome assembly
GUUCAAAGAAAACCUAAAACGAUUUUCUGAUGAUCAGAGACAGUUGGGAGGCAAGUCAAACAAUCGCUAGCGACCAUUUUACAGCCAUUAUCUUUUACAUCCUGUAAAGAAAAGAUUGCCUCAAAAGGACACAUUUUUGCUGUGAUAAGACGCUGGAAAGCGAAAACAAAACAUUUAUGAUUUAAUAUCUUGUCCGAGUCAAUAUAGUCAGAACGGCAUUCUGUGAAAAUAAGUGCUCAAAAAAAAAACAACAUGAUUUUAUUGGAUGUGGACAACGAAAUGAACAGUCUGAUAACACUGUUUUAUACGCUUGCUAUCACAGCUUCAUUGUCAGGUACGUAAGGAUUUUUACGUUGUUUCACCAGUUCCAUGAUUGUGGCUAAACAUUCUACGGUUGUAGUUAAUUUUCGCGCGUCAAGUGAUUUACAACGCAUUUACCAUAUAAAGCACAGAUCUUCGUUUUCGUUUAUAGCUCCUGAAUUUGCUGUUAGCCUGACAAUUUUCUUUACAGUUAAAUAUGCCGUUGUUUAUAACUAACCUGAGGCCAGUCUAUUUGGAUACGGUUUUUCUUUGUUUUCAAACCCGCAGAGAGUGUUAAUAAUAAUUUUCUGUGGGCAGUAGGCAGGUAACCCCCAAAUUGAAGGAGGAUUUUACCCCAUAUCGGUCAGAUCGACCUAAGCUGAAUCACCGCCAUUUUUAGAAUAUUAAAUCGAACGCACUGGACAAUUUAUAAGAUUAUUACGAACAAUGAAAGGCUAGGAUUUUGUUGAUUUUCGUAACACACUCGGUAGAUGUAAUUUAAAUAUUGCCCGUAACGCGAGAAAAUAGUCUAAUUUUAUUGCGACGGCUGUAAAGAAAGAAGAAGAAGCUGCGAAAUAGUAAGCGAAUGACACCCGUCUACUUAGUUUUUGCUGAUCGAUUUGUACCAUCGACUCCUGCCUGUGUGGUCGUAACAAGCGAAUACAUGUUUGCUGAAGGCAAAAUUAAUUUUUGUUAGAUUUAAUUACCCCAAAAAUGUAUCCUCGGGGGCCGGUGCGGGAAUAUGGAUUGUCAGGAGCCCAUUUCACCUGGGGAAGUUCAUUAUUCAGUCCACCAGACGGUCGAAUUAUUAAGUUUCAAAGAAACUGAAGAUUAUUUUUAACCUUGAAAUAUCGAAAAGUAGACAAACAGUAGCAACGCUAAAGGAAUCAUUAGGUCUGAGAAAUACGAACUCUUGAUGUCCGACAUCUUUCAUAAACGGCAAAUCGUGUUGAUUGGAGCGUGAAAAAAAAACUAUCAGCGAAGAAAGUGCACAAUUGUCUUCAGUCUAGACGUUGUGAUGAAAAUUAAAACUUUGGCAUAACGUCGAGAACCGCUUAGUUUUGCAAAUCGCAAAAGCACUAUUUAGACAUGUAUUGCUCUGCGAGCAGAGGUUUCUGUCUUGCAUGGCUUUUAGCAUUUGCUACUGUAGGUCGUUUGCAUGGCUCAGUGUCUGCGCGUAGUUGCUUUGUUUACGCCCACGGGAACGACUUUGCAAUUGCUAUAAGCCAUGCAAGAGAGAAACCUCUACUCGCAGGGUAGACAUGAUAGAGCAAUAAAAAUCAAACAUUUCGUGAAUUUGAACAUUUGAAAAUCGACAUGUAUAUACCAUGGCCAAAUGCGCGAGAGUCAUCAUUAUUCAAAAUAAGUCAAGAUUGAAACUCUAAUGGCAGCUUAAAAUGCAAUAGAAAAAAUUUGCAUGGGGUCGGCGCGGUCCUGUCAAUUGUAAUACACAAUUUAUGUAAUCUCACCCCGCAUUAAAUACGGUAAACCAAACGUUUUCAUAAAGUAAUUGAAUCUGUAAUUCGUGGAAAAGAAGCCUUUUGCUGGACCCUCUUGAUUAAUUUUACGACAUUUUUCACGCUGGCUGUUUAGCACCUUCCUUGAUGCCGAUAAUCACCGAAAAAUUUUAAGCAUUUUUGGUUUUGAAUGUUUUUUGUGUACCUUAGGAUUUAUUGUGUGGUAUGUUAUACAAACAAUUGAAAACAUUUCGUAAGCCGAGCCGCAAAUGUUUACUCUAAAUUGAGACAAUCUUUAAUUUUUUAUCACUUUUAGCUGCCUGAAAUUCUUAGUUUUUAGUCACGUGGCCCGAAACGCUUUGGCCGCGCGCAGAAUAAUGAGGUCCAGGGACUAGGCAAAGUUCCUCGUAGCCUUUAUUGCGAAAAUGGAUAAGUGGAUUAACUACCCGCGUCAGGAACUACCGUAGACUGACACACACACGUACAAACUGUAAUAUACCCUCCAGUUAUAAGCCCAUCUACAUGCAAACAAAAAAAAUGCACGCGAUUAUUACCCCUCAGUUACAUGCCCCCCUCUUAGCUCUAUUACCUUAUAUCAGUCGUUGAUGCACACCUAAUUUUUAGAUCUUUAAUAUCGUUGAUAUUUUUUCUUUUAUGUUUUCAACAACCAUAGCGACAGCAGCUGACGGAUCAAAUAACACAACUUAUCUCACCUUAAGCACUUCAGCCACAGUACCUUUAGGAAGCGUUUCAACUACUUUGAGCAGCUUAUCAAGUAAAGAGAACACUUCUAUCAACAAUACGAUUCCAGUGAGUUUUAGUGUGACUGCAGCUGUCACUGCCACUUCACACACGUCAAGUGAUGCACCAAGUACCACUGGUGCGACUGAAACAAGCGUCACAACAACAUCCGCAGCCACACCCAGCGUUACUGCACAGGCUUUCAGUCACUCCAGCAUCGGUAACACAAUAAAAGCGACCAUCACUCAGAGCACGACAUCACAUUCCAAUCAAUCCAACUACAUAAGCACUUCAACUACUGUUCCUUCAGUAAGUACACCUACCCUCAUGUCCAGUGGCAGUGUACUAGAUCAAAGUUCUUCCACCGUCAAGUCCACCGUCACAGCUCAGAGUAAAGAAGACCCAAGCACUGCAACCAUUGCGCCUUCCGUAAGUUCCACCAUUCACUUUUCUAGUCAGGAAAGCAGCGCUUCAGUUAAAUCUGACGUCACUGUUCAGGCUUCAUCGACCAAUAUCACUAACCCAAUGGUAGCUUCCGUGCAAUCCAACUCAACAACAGAAAACACAGUGUCUGCAGCUGAAAACAGUUAUAACUCUGUCACAGCUACCAUUUCCAACACGCCCAUGGCGUCAUCCUACAAGUCACCAUCUCUUGUAACAAAAUUCCUGGUAUCAUCGCUUUCUGUGGAAUCCUUGGCGCCUAUACCAUCUGCAGGUGGUACUACAGUCGUCUCUGUGGAUACGAGUUCACAUUUCAAGCCUUCGGAUUCAACGAUUUCACAUACUAAUUCUUCCAAAAUGUCGUCCUUGUUUGUAUCUUCUUCGGCUACUGUAUUAAACGUAAACUCGUCCUCAUUUACCCUUGUUCAUCCAUCGCCAACUUCUCAAGCCGUCGUACCCACAUCAACCUCAUCGCGGCCAACCACUCCAGUAGAGGAAGUCAAAACUGUUAGUAUGGAAAUGACUCUUGCCUUGACAUUUAAAGACGAUUACAGGGAUCCAAACAGUGAAGCAUACAAGGAUUUAACGACCAACCUGACGAGGAGCUUGGAGAAAACGUAUCAAAGCAUCGAGGGUUUUAUUGGUAUCCGCAUUCUCUUGAUAAGAGAGGGAAGUGUAGUAUGCACAUAUAUCGUCAUCUUAGCAAAGGAUUCAAAAGCUGAUGAGGAAAUGUUGAAAAAAACUUUGGAGAAAGCGAGUAAAGACAAAACGUUUGGUUUUAAAGUAACGAGUGUCAAAGUUGAAGAGGAACCGACAGCUAAACCAGAAGAGAAGCUACCCAACUGGGCGUUGAUAACUAUGAUCGCGUUGGGAUCUUUAUCAUUUGUCUUCCUGGUCACUGUUAUAUGCGUCUGUGUAAGUUAAAAAAGAGACAAUUAUAGUUUCUUUUUACAUGAUUAUUUUAUGCUUGGUGUAACUCUCAGUGAAGUAAUGCUAACGUUCAAAUGAAGUUACCCUUGGUGAUUACUAUUAUUAUGUGGCCAAUUACCAAUAACGAUCCAAUAACUGCUCAGAAAUGCAAAGGGGAAAGCUAGGGUAACAUCAGAUUAUUCUGGUUGUGUGUCAUAUUUUAUAUCUCUUAGUCAGACACAGGAAGUUCGCAACAGUCAAAGAACUUCUCAAGUUCUCCUCUUUUCUGAGAAGUAUUUUAAAAAAGAAAAGCGCAAUGACUGCACGGCGUAGGAAAAUGAUUGUAACUUUAAAAUGUUGCUAAUCUGUUAUCAACUUGUGCCAUCGUGUCUCUGAAAAAUUGCUAAAGAUAAUACUUCAUGCUUUCCUUUCUUGAUUUCCUUGGAAAAUGUCCCUACAGUUUUAUAGGUGCGGAUCAUACAAGAACAGAAAAACUUUGGCUGCAUGACAAUUCAAAGAACUGAGACAGUUUCUUUGAACGUUUUGUAGUAUGCAAAUGAAAUUUGUUCCUUGGAAUGCACAUUAUAAAGAUCGGAUGGUCAGUUGUUUUAAUAAGACAAGGGUUCCCGUGAGAGUGUUUUACUUGCAAUGCCUUUUUUGAACAUAGGUUAAAUGUAGAAGAUCUAAAGGUGAGAACAUGGCGUACGGUAUAUCCACCGGAGAACUUGAAAUGCACACAUAUGAGAUCGUACAGGCAGACCACGGUAAACUACGAGCUAAAACAGAUGGCAAAACCUCCACAAUGGAGAGACGUAUAAUAGGAUCACAUAGUAAUCCAGUAAGUAACUAUUCGUUACUAUACCGAAAUGGGAAGUGUAGGCGAUUAACAUGAAUGCGACUUUCUUCUGAGGUAGCUAAUUAGAGCAGUGUUGAAGCACUGCGAAUUCACUUGUGGGGUAAGUCUUUCACCAAAAAAAUAAAGCUAUAUUAGAUCAUCUUGUUGACUAGUUGUUUUUUUUUUUUUUGGAAUUACCAGUUUUGACAUCAAACUACACAAAAAUCAGUCAUGAUGUUAAAUUUAUUUUUCAGACUUACAGCUCCAACGGUGCCCACGCAGACUACUGAUCAUGGACGACCUUCUCAAAAUCAGCAUCACACCUUUCAGGGCAUUUGGAGCCAGUUUCUUUGAACGUUUUGUAGUAUGCAAAUGAAAUUUGUUCCUUGGAAUGCACAUUAUAAAGAUCGGAUGGUCAGUUGUUUCUGACAUUUAACAAAAUGGUAAAUGGCUCAGCUAUCGCCUCGUGCAACUCUUACGCUUCUUUCGUGCUUAAGAACCCUAUCCCAAGUGCAACUAUACCGUAAAAUUCCGAAAAUAAGCCCCGGGGCUUAUAUUUUUCAAAGGCCCUUUUUGAGGGGCUUAUAUUCGGAGGGGCUUAACUACGGAGGCAAAUUUGCGUUUACAAAUCGGUUGGGCUAACCUUAUAGUUGGAAGUAAAAUUACCGUUUUUGUGUUGUUUUACUUUGUAUUUGAGGGCAACUUUCCAAGUACAAGCCGCUGGGGGGCUUAUAUUUGGAGGGGCGAUUUAACGGAGGGUUUUUUGCGUCACCGGUUUGGGAGGCUUAUACUUAGAGGGGCU